AUGCCUGAAAAAAUACCAAAACCUACUAAUAUUGAUAGUGUCAAAUCCAGUUCCGCCACAAACGCUGGAAAUGUUGCCGGAAACUCUAUCGCCAAGAAGGUGACUAAAAGAAAUCCUGCCUUUCAAGCUAUGGGAAUACCUAAUUUCAAGUUGCCAAAUAAAAAAUGGAUGUCAUUCUGGACAUUUUUAGGUGGUGCAGUUGGUUUGUGGUUGUACGAUCGUAAUGAACAGAAACAAAUUAGGUCUAAAUACUGUCAAUUGGUUGAAAAAUAUGGUCUCGCAAAAAUACCUCCAAAUGUAACUUCUAGAAAAUUGACUGUUUACAUAACACCACCACCUAACGAUUAUUUAAGUACUUCUAUGAAAGUUUGGAGGAGAUAUAUUAAACCUAUUUUUUAUACUGCGGGCCUAGAUUACGAUGUGUUUACUGGUGAGAGACAAGGUAGCAUUAGAAUUGAAGUUAGUGGUAAAAUUAGAGAGUUACGGAGAAAAAUUAUAGCAAACGAUAAAAAAUUGUAUGAACUGCAGCAAAAAAAAAGAUUAGAGUCUUCUUGGAAAUAUAGAAUCUCGCGUAUCUGGCAGAAUGGGCUCCUACCACAACAUAAAAAAUCCACCACCGAAUUAGAAGAGGAUCCAAUACAACAAAAACUUAUGGCUCAAAAAUAUAAGGAUGAGUUUGAUUAUAAAAAUUUAUUGGGAGUCUAUUAUCAAAAUGACAAUUUAAAAAAAUUAGAAUUUUUUAAUGAAGAUUCUAAGGUGGAAUAUGUUGUUUUGGCUGGCGGUGUUGUUUGUUUGGGCAGGGGUGCUUACAAAGAAUAUAUUCAAGGCGUUCACGAAGGAUUAUUGGGCCCAAUAAAUACCCCAGAAUUUGUUACUAAAGAUAUUGAAGUAAGAAAAGAGGCAUGGAGAGAGGAACAGAAAAAACUUAGCGGACAAAAUGCUGAUGAUGCUGCACCAAUUGAUGAAUCCGAAAUGCCCAAGUUCAUACCUAAACCUUUUAUCUCUCCGGAAAAUUACGCAACUGAGGGGAAAUUGCCGGGCGAGUUAGUAGAUAAAACUAGAGCUUUAGGAUCAAAUAUUCCUUUUGUUUUCAGGCAGCCUAUUUUAGAAAUACCACACCCUAAAGUGGUUGGGUUUUUAAAUAUUCCAAGACGUAUUUACAGAUUUUACACAAAAAGAUACGAGGUAGAAACAUUCUGCCGUGAAGCUGCUAGCGUAGUUUUACAAAAAACACACCCAUUUACAGAAAAAGAUUUGGAUUGGGGUAAGUUUGAAGAAGACGAAUGGCCUGCUAGAUGGGUGCAAACAGGAAUAGAUAAACAUAGUGAAUGGGUCCAACCAUUAGUUGGUGACGCACGUGUUUAUAGUCAAUUGACUUGUUUUGAUCCUUCCAAAGUGCCCAAGUUGUAUACUGGUGGUGAUUCUGAGGUUGUUGGAAAAGAGUCUAAUGUAAAAUAA
This is a messenger RNA of Saccharomycodes ludwigii, 1458 nucleotides long. It is a transcript of the gene TIM54, whose product is annotated as Tim22-complex subunit TIM54. Bases 1 to 1458 code for a protein of 485 amino acids. The record is from RefSeq and is a predicted model, not a curated record. The transcript has a single exon. NCBI's taxonomy places the organism in Eukaryota, Fungi, Ascomycota, Saccharomycetes, Saccharomycodales, Saccharomycodaceae.